This is a messenger RNA of Zychaea mexicana, 1083 nucleotides long. Its product is annotated as fructose 1,6-bisphosphate aldolase. Lineage: Eukaryota; Fungi; Mucoromycota; Mucoromycetes; Mucorales; Lichtheimiaceae. Gene Ontology annotation, biological process: glycolytic process; gluconeogenesis. Gene Ontology annotation, cellular component: cytosol. The transcript has 6 exons. Bases 1 to 1083 code for a protein of 360 amino acids. The record is from RefSeq and is a predicted model, not a curated record. Gene Ontology annotation, molecular function: zinc ion binding; fructose-bisphosphate aldolase activity.
AUGGGUAUCCUCGAAAUCGUUCCUGCUGGCGUCGUCACUGGUGACAACUUGCGCAAGCUUUUUGCUUAUGCCCGCGAGCACAAGUUCGCUAUCCCUGCUAUCAACUGCACUUCCACCAGCACCAUCAACGCUGCUUUGGAGGCUGCUCGUGACAUCAACUCGCCCAUCAUCAUCCAGUUCUCGCAAGGUGGCGCUGCCUUCGUUGCCGGUAAGGGUUUGACCAACAAGAACCAGGAGGCCUCCAUCAUUGGUGCCAUUGCUGGUGCUCAGUACGUCCGCGCUGUCGCCAAGGCCUAUGGCAUCCCCGUCAUCAUCCACUCUGAUCACUGUGCCAAGAAGCUCAUUCCCUGGUUCGAUGGCAUGUUGGCUGCUGAUGAGGAAUACUUCAAAGCUCACGGCGAACCCUUGUUCUCGUCGCACAUGUUGGACCUUUCAGAAGAAACCAAGGAAGAAAACAUCGAGAUCUGCUUGAAGUACUUGAAGCGCAUGGCACCCAUGGGCUGCUUGCUCGAGAUGGAGAUUGGCAUUACCGGUGGUGAGGAAGAUGGUGUCAACAAUGAAGGCGUUGACAAUGCUUCCCUUUACACUCAACCCGAGGAUAUCUGGGACAUUUUCAAGGCCUUCUCCGAAAUCACCGACUUGUUCUCGAUUGCUGCUGGUUUCGGUAACGUUCAUGGCGUCUAUGCUCCCGGUAACGUCCGUCUGCACCCUGAAUUGUUGGGCAAGCACCAGGCUUAUGUCCGCGAACAGUUGGGUGAUGCCAACGAGGAAGAGAAGCCCGUCUUUUUUGUCUUCCACGGUGGUUCCGGUUCUUCGGAGGAGGAAAUUGCCACUGCUGUCCAGAACGGCGUUGUCAAGAUGAACGUUGAUACCGACACCCAGUGGGCUUACUGGACUGGUCUGCGUGAUUUCUAUGAGAACAAGAAGGACUAUCUCCAAACCCAGGUCGGUAACCCCGAGGGUCCUCAGAAGCCUAACAAGAAGGUCUAUGAUCCCAGAGUCUGGAUCCGUGAAUCGGAGAAGACCAUGAUCCAACGCGUCAAGCAAGCCUGCAAGGACUUGGGCAAUGUUGAUACUCUGUAA